This is a messenger RNA of Sipha flava (yellow sugarcane aphid), 498 nucleotides long. RefSeq lists its product as uncharacterized. Lineage: Eukaryota; Metazoa; Arthropoda; Insecta; Hemiptera; Aphididae. The record is from RefSeq and is a predicted model, not a curated record. The transcript is spliced from 2 exons. The coding region runs from base 1 to 498 and encodes 165 amino acids.
AUGACUGUGCUGACGAUAGCAGCCAGAUGGUUCAAUAUAGCAUUUAUAAAUGUACAUGUUCCAACGGAGGAAAAGGAGGAAGUAGAGAAAGAUGAAUUUUACUCAUUACUUAAUGUCUUGAAUGACAUACCAGCAAAUUGCAUUCAAAUUAUUCUAGUAGAUUUCAACGCGAAAAUUGGGAAAGAAAAUUUCUUUAGACCUAUAAUAGGUAUUCAUAGGUUACAUGAAGAAUCGAAUGACAAUGGAUGUAGACUAGUAGCUUUUGCCACAGAAAGAAACUUUAGAAUAAAAAGCACAAUGUUUAAACACAAAAAUAUUCAUAAAGUGAUAGACGUUAAAGGUGCACGAAGAGCUGAAUGUGAUACAGAUCAUAUAUUAGUGGUGGGUAAAUUGAAAAUUACACUCAAAAAGACACGUAAUUCAAAGAAAAUAGGACCUAAAGGGCGUUUUGAUGUUCAAAAACUUGAUGAGCCUAUUAUUCGUGAUGUUUACGAAUAG